Molecule: messenger RNA, 1130 nt
Organism: Spathaspora passalidarum NRRL Y-27907
Lineage: Eukaryota; Fungi; Ascomycota; Pichiomycetes; Serinales; Debaryomycetaceae
Exons: 1
Coding region: 54-869 (271 amino acids)
Source: RefSeq, a predicted model, not a curated record
AAUGCUAAUACAUCAUAGGAUUUUCUCUUUCAAUUGUACUUUGCUUCUCAUCAAUGACAUACAAAUUAACAACUCUACACGGACCACCCAGUGAAACCCAAGAGAUCUUGCAAACUCAUAUACAGAGAAUCUCAGCUACGCAUCCAUAUUUCACAAAAGUUCAUGUGGUAACUAAUACCCCACCACCUAAACCAACAGCACAAGUCAUUCGAUCUACAAUAACAUACUUAUGGGAUGUAGUUAAUGACUCUACUACGACUUACGUGUUUGCAAAGCCAGCAGAUGAAAUCAAUAUCAACCCUGAUUUGUCAUUUACGAAUACAUUAGAAUUUAACAAGGGCAAGAUAAGAAUCGUAGUACAUCAAGACAAGUUUCAAAUGAUACCUAAUUUGAAAAACUCAUCCAGAGUUAAAAAGCUAAGCCAAGAUAAGGUAGGCCAUGGUGGGAAUUAUUUUGUUAAAUAUAAAUAUUUGAUAGAAAUGGAUAAGGUAGUACCUGAAUUAAAGGGUAUCAUUGACACUAUAUUUUCAGAGGUUGAGAUCACCACAUUCCAACCUACCGAGGUAGAAUUACAAACGAAUCAGGUUCAACUUCCUAGCUUACAAGAUUUGGACAACUAUGAACUUUAUGAAUGUCUAAGUUUGGUUCUUAAUGUGUCUAAAGAUAGUAUUGUACGUGAUGACAAUUUUUCACGUUAUGAGAUAAACUGGAGUCAAGAAUUAGUGAAUAAAUAUACUGUUGCUGACGUCUCUUCAGAAUGGAUAAACGAAAUUCCUCAAGAUUGGACCAUUGCAAGCUUACACGGUGAAACAUAUCAUAUUUUAAUACAUAGAACCCCGUCAAGCACAAAGAUCUGGGAAAUAAUAUAGUGUAUUGAAAAAGCUAUUGUGGAGAACAUAAAAAAAGAUGCCUUUCAGGAGGUUGGUUUCUCAAUGAAAUAAUGACGAACACCAAACCCUUGAUUUGUGAACUUGUUGUUAUAGCACAGUUGGUUCUUGGAAUCAGUUAGUUUUGCAAUGAAGGUGAUCAUUAAGAAGGAUUUGAACAGCAUCUAAAUUUGUAUCUUGCUUAACCAUAGAUUCUAUAAAAUAGACAAAUAUAUCGAAUAGACAUUCAAAUACAAGAGGAUG